Molecule: messenger RNA, 8538 nt
Organism: Chelonia mydas (Green sea turtle)
Lineage: Eukaryota; Metazoa; Chordata; Testudines; Cheloniidae
Gene: APOO
Product: apolipoprotein O
Exons: 8
Coding region: 126-725 (199 amino acids)
Biological process (GO): cristae formation
Cellular component (GO): MICOS complex
Source: RefSeq, a predicted model, not a curated record
GGAGAGGGAACCACGCCAUCCCCACCCCUUUCCCAGCCGUUUUUGUCGUUAGGCCUCCGUAGCGGCGCGUGCGCUGUGCGGCUCUGACAUCAUCGCGCAGCGACGCGGCUGGGAGCGGCGCCGCGAUGUUCAAGGUAAUGCGUCUGGGGGCUGCACCUGCUAGCCUGAGCUUGCUGGCCAUCCAAGUAUAUGCUUCAUCCUCGGAGAAGGAAAAUCCAAAAAAAGAGUUGCUAAAAAUUGAUGAGCUUUCACUCUACUCCUGUCCAACUCAUGAGUCUAAAUAUGUGGAGGAACCACAAACACAAUUGGAAGAGGGGAUCUCAUAUCUGCGGCAUUCUGUGGAGCCAUAUACAGCCUGGUGUCAGGCUCUUUACACUAAAGCUAUGCCCAAAGUAGAAAGAACUGUUGAACGUGGUAGAGAAAGUUGUGAAUUUCUCAAAAAUCCCCCGCCAGGGUUUUACCCAAGGCUUGGUGUGAUUGGUUUUGCUGGAAUUGUUGGACUCUCUCUUUCUAGAGGUUCAAAAAUAAAGAGGUUGGUGUAUCCAGUGGGCUUCAUGGGGAUUGGUGCUUCGCUAUAUUAUCCUCAACAAGCUGUUGCUAUUGCAAAGGUCAUUGGUUCAAGGUUGUAUGACUGGAGUCUGCAAGGAUAUGUAGCUGUAGAAUCCCUCUGGAAGGAUAGUCCUAAAAAGAAGAAAUCUGGGAAAAAAGCAAGUGACAAGAGGUAGUCAUCUUCUGAAUCUGUGCCCUGUCACAGUGCUGCCAACACGGUAUUACUGAAGGUACAAUCUUUCAAAUAUCGAUUUAUUAAAAUAUUUUGGCACUUUUUGCAAGAGCCAACAUGUUGACCCAUGGUCCUGGCUAAAAUCCAAUUGAGUGAUUAUUCAUUCUAACCUACCUAACAUUCAUUUGUACUUUCAGUUCAAUAAAGCAUACGUCCCUUCUGCCCUGUUAUAUGUUGUUCAAAGAUCAUGGCUUCCUGCCACAGAUGUGGCUGCAUUUUGAUGAUGAAGCAGGCUGUUUGGAUAAAUGUAUUUUGUGUAGAGUAUGGCAAGCAUUUUGGGAUCUUAAUGUCAUUCACAAUACAUUAUCAGCAUUAAUAAAGAUUAUUAAAUGUCUGCAUGUUUACUAUUUUGUGUUCCUUUGAAUUAAAUCACAUUUUUCUUUCUUUCUUUUCCCCCUUCUGUCCUGAAUCAAACACCAAUAGCAGUGUCAGAUUUCCUUCCACCAGAGAGGAGUGAAGCCUAUGUUCCAGCCCUGCUAUGGUUCAUUUCACAUUCCCAUCCACUCAUAACUCAUGCAUGUCCCUUCUUUCUCCAAUUCUCACUCCCGUCUCAGCAGGCUAACUUCUCUGCUCCGUCAGUCCAAGUAUAGGGUGGUUGGACUUCAAGGUACUAAGGUUCCAAAACCCCUAAAUUACUUCAGUCUCCGCACUGCUUAGUUGGCCUUUGUUCCUUGCAUGUUUCCAGCCACCCAGUUGGUAGUUUGGUACUAGCAUCUCUCAAAAGAUUUGUUCUGGCCUCUGGCCAGAUGCUGUGCAGUUGCAGUAUGUAUGGUCGUCUAUAAGAAGAGGUGCGAGAGGCUUUAUGAUUUAAGGGAAAAUAGUAAUAUUUUGAACAAAGAGGUGGCUUGGCAAACUUAGAACUCUGUUCUGAUUGGCUUUGUGUUAGGAUCAGUUGUAAUGAUGGAGAACACUUCCUCCAGUGUCUGGGGGUUAGCUACUGCACACCAGUAAUUAUCUUAGUAACACAUUGCAUGACUUAUGAAACUGAUGUACUUGAAGAGAGGAAGGAUGGUCUGGUGCAGGGGUUCCCAAACUGUGGGACAUGACGCAGAGAUCACCAGGGGGCUGUGAGAUCGGGGGGGGAGAAAAUGCAAGAAAGCUUAAGCAGACAGCUGGGCAGCACCGUCUGCUUCCCAAGCAAUAGAGUGCUCUUGCGGCAGCAUCAUGCCUUUUAUGGCCAGCAGAAGAUCCCAGGCUCCAUGUGGUGGAUGCAGGACCAUCACAGUGAGACUGGGAAAGGUUGGGGAUUCCCCGCCCUUCCAGCAUGCGGGGUGGAGGGCCAAAUAAAAUGAUCUGGCAGAUUGAAUGUGGCCCCUGGGCCUUCAAUUGCCUCUCCUUUUUGUUUAGUCUGGUAGUUGGUGCCCCUGUGCAAGUGCACCAAGCUCACAGUGGUUAAUCUGGGCGUGGCUACCCACCCAUAGUUUUCAAAGUAGACUGUUUAAGAUGGAGUGUUUGUUUGCGCAAAGCCAGCAUGAAUACUAAGUACCAGGGGAGUUGCAUUAACAGAUAUGAGUGCAAAGGGGGUCUCGGCAUGAAGAAGUUUGGGACUCACUGGUGUAGUGGUUAGCCUGGGACUUGGAGACAUAGGUGCAGUUUCCUGCUCCAUACAGACUUCCUGGGUGACUUUUGACAAAUCAGUCUGUCUUGUGCCUCAGCGCUCAAUGCAGAUAAAUACUACUUUACUACGUCAUGGGGUGUUGAAGAGAACUACGCUGAAAGAAAAAUGUGAGGUGCUUAGAUGCAUCAGUAGUGUGGGGGGGGGGCAUGUAAGUACCAUAGACAGAUAUUUAGAAAAAGGGGUGGGGGGACACCAAGGGAUGGAUGAGGAUGGGGCAGGGGCAGAUUGACGUUUUUAGAAUGACCGUAUAACUUACAGUGAGCAACUGCAAAGUCACCCUGAAGUAAGGUCUCUGAUUCAGACUUAGGCCUCAUCUACACCUAAAUCUUAAGGCGGCCUACCUACGUCAUUCAGGAAUUUUUCACGCCGCUGAGAGAUGUUAAGCUGAUCUAAGCCCCAGUAUAGACACCACUAAGUCAACGGAAGAAUUUGUCUGUCGACCUAGCUACCACCUCUCAAGAGGCUGGAUUUACAGUACAGUGACAGAAACGUUCCUUUUGUCACUGUAGCAACUGUCUGGACUGCAGUGCUACAGCAGCGUAACUGCAGCUGUGCCACUGUAGGGCUGGUAAAGUAGAUCUAGCCUUACACACGGCAUCAUUUCCCUUGGUUCUGAAGCAAUGUUAAGACUACUAACAGCACAGUAGUGUUGAAGCUGUAUCUUUGAGGCUCAUAAUCACAGCAGAAAGUUAAGCUGGUAAGGAUUUGUGGGAAAACCCCUUCUGAAGAACAUAAGUACAUAAAGAGUUUUUUAAAAAAAGGCCCCUCCUGUUUGCAGUAUUCAAAUGUGCCCACAGAGUUUAAUUUUGUAAUAUAAACUGAAGGAUUUCAAAGAAACUCCUGACCCUAAAUCAGAGAAAAACGUGGAGAAAUGUGAAGAAUGAAGUGAAACCAACAAAUCAGCAUGCAGCAUUAGCACAAGGGAACAGAGAGCCACAGCUCAACAGAGCCACACAAGAAUGACUGACUUAUCUUUUUGCACCAAAAUUGUGGCCAUGCCUUUUCUGUGAUUGAGUCAAACAUAAAUUGCAACAGAAACUGGAUUGUGCUAAAAAUGAAAGCUAUGUGUAUCUGAUCAUUUGCAUUGAUUUGUUAAGAAAUGUGGACCUUUUAAUGAGUGGUUACUUUAUGAGAGAAUGUUUAAUUUGUAUUUUACAUCCUGCCUCAAGUUUAUGUAGAGGGUUUCCUGUUAAGCAUCUUAAUGCUUUGCUUGGGUUCUUCUAGUUAAUAGAAAUUUCAAUUACCCUUCAUACAGACUAGUGAACUGUAACAGCUUUGUGUCUAUCUUGUAUGGCUCAUAGAACAGAUUAAACAAAUUGUGACAGCUGAGAAGUGUAUGCAGACAGUUUAGUGAAGCACGCUGCCUGUAAAAAGCCAAAUCAGUUAUUUCCAGGGAGAAGUUUACUUAGAAUUAUGUGCAGGGGAGAGAGCCUGUGGUGUCAGAUCACCGUUUUGAUUUUACUGGCCAUUUAAAGAAAUACAGGUUCAGAUGCAUAACGUAAAGCUACUGUGCCUUUGAAAAGAUUCAUGGACAAUUCCAUCUGUAGACUUGAGUCUUACAUUCCUAGCUCCUGAGCUGCUCUGCCUCUUCUAAAUAUCUGUCUAUGGUACUUACAUCUCUCUCUCUCUCACACACACACACUCUCUCUCACACACACACACCCUGAAUUAACACCAACAGCUGUAUUAUAGGAUUGCCGUCCAUCUCAUAUUUUGCAGAUUAACCCCAGUUAAAAAGCUAGUCUUGCAAGACUAACAAAGUGUUGUGAAAAUUAUUGUGAGACAGAAGAUAUAGCAACAUGACAAACUAAACUAGGGUGGGUCUGAUGUGAUGCACUGACCCUGUAAGACUGAGGAAGGAGUUCUCUGGGGCCAUGAUCUAUUCCAGGAGGUUUAUUGCAAAGAGACCCAGGAAAUGAAGCAGCCAUUAAUAGAGAGGAGGUAGUCCCAGUGGCAGUUUGUGGCUUAAGGAGGUCCAAGGCUGUCUGUCUGUCUGGGACCAGAGUCUUGAAGUGUAGGUGCAGCAAAGCUCCCUUCUCUCUCAGCCAUCUGGAGGGAGUCCAUGGAGGAGUCCUAGAAAGGGCUGCUGCAAUGUGUAUGGGGUAUACUGGGAAUGGGGGUUGGUUAAUAAACAGGCUCUUUCUCUGAGGGCAAGAGAGCUGGAGCUGUUGUCAAUCUCUCCUGUGUUAAUUUGGGUGGCACCUUCAGAUGACUGGGGACAGCCUGGAACCCCAGCAUAAAUGCCUGGAGUCGUUUUAACUUUAUUACAAGUCUGGCUAUCUUAUUUCUUUGGACUUUAUCACCUAAAGGGUUGGGCUCUCUGGAGGCAGAAACUCACCCCAGAUAUGGGUCUGUAUUACUUUUUAAACAGUCAGCGGGCAUGGCCUUUAGUGAGUGUUUGCCUGGGGGGGCUGGAAGCAGAAGGAGCAGCAGCCCAAGUAUGUACUACACAUAUAAAGAAAUGCUUUCCAACUGGAAAAUGCCUCCCUGCAGACAUAUACACUUUGCGAAGAAACUAGGGAAGCUGGUCUGGGGAAAAUAGCAAGAGCCUAUAACUAUGCAAAAGGAAGCUAAAGCUUUCUCUUUGUACACACCAAAAUAUACCUUCCCUUCAAAAUCUGGCAGGAGUACACAUGGAUUUUAGAGCACUUUGAAAUAUUUGUUCUUAACCCAGAUGCUUUUUUCUCAGGGUAAAAUUUGCAGAAUGCAGGUGGAGAGUGACUAAUGUGCACAACAUAUAUUCUCAGAAAGUUACCGACAGCAGUACUCAAACUUGCAGUAUCUGGGUGCUACUUGGGUUCAAUGCUCACAGCAUGUCUACUUGAGUCACUCAGGCCUGGUUUACCAUACAGCAUUAGGUUACCUUAAAGCAGCUUACAGACACCUAAUUAUGUCAGUGUGCACACAACAGCCUUGCUCCCGUAAAUGUAAGUGUCGUAAUACACCAACAUAACUCCACCUCCACGAGAGGCAUAGAUUUUAUGUAGGUGUAGUUUGGGCCAUGCAGGGUCCCUGUAGACACUGUUACUUGCAUCUAUUGGCUGUCAUUCUUGUCAAUUUCACGGCUCUGCUGGAGCUGUGAAAUUGACAAGAAAGCUGGCUCCUGACUCCCCAGCCGACCUGCUGCCCAGUCACUGCUCCAAGCCAGGCUGCCGCCCAGGCUACUCACUCCCCACAGAGAGCUAGUCUGCACCCCUGGGCUCUCUGCUCCCCGCCAGGAGCCUGGCAACUGACCAGACUCUGGACACGGCUCUCUCUUCUGGGAACCCAGCUGUCCCCCGUGGUGUGUCAGCUUCCAGCUCCCCACUGGGAACAUGGCUGUGCCCAUCGUGGAGCUCUGCGCUUGUUGUCCAGCCACAUUCCAGGAGGGGAGCUGAGAGGCUGAGCAGGGAGAGGCUGCUGGUGGGGCACUGGGCUACCAGCAGGGAGCUACAUGAGGAGCUGAGUGUUCUGGCUCUCAGCCCCCGACUCUGCCCCUCUUUAGUCGGUGGGAAGUGCUCCUGGUGAGGACGUGCACCACUGACAGAAGAAGAGCAGUGUUGUUAUGAACCACUGCAGCAAUUACUGCGGUGGCUGUAAGUCAACGUAACAUAGGUCCACUUAAGUUUAUAGUGUAGACAUAGUCUGACUGGCAACAGAGCCCCUGUCCUGCUACAUGUAUGUAAAUUCCUUCCUCCUGUUCAUCAACUUGGCUCAAGUCACAUUGUAAAUCCAACUUGUGCUUCAAAAGUCUUUUUUAAAUAUUGUUUCCCCAAAGCAGAAGGGAAAGCCUGUCACUAGCUGAGAUCAAACCCCAGUUGGGGAUAUCAGUUUGGGGAUGAUCAGAUCCAUAGUCUGAACCACAGGUGUAUGCAAAAAAAAAAAAAGUUAUAAAAAACCCCACAAAAUUUGAUAUUACUUCUUUUUAAGGUAGCUGUAUUUCAGGAACUUCUUUUGGAGCAGAGGCUGAACAAUUUGCAAGACAAUCUGAAUAAGCAUAUGGAUUUUAGAAUCCUUAAAAACAGAUUGAGCCUUGUAUUAACAUCAAGUAAAGUAAUGUAAGAAGAUGGAUUUGGUCUUUAUUUUAUUUUUCUUUUGAUUUAGGAAAAUACAUUACAAUAUAUGCACUUUAGCACUCUGUCAUCACUGAAAAUGACAUAAUUUGUCAAUAUUAUUCAAUCAGCUCCAUCCCUUUACAACAACUGAGAGUCCCAAUAAGAUACUGCCCCAUAUCCCACAAUACCUCAAACUCCACCCUGUGCCACCUGUAUUCUAGCAACACCUUGCAUGUAGCAUGCCCUAAAUGUAAGUAAAAUUAGACUAUUUUGAGCCUUAAAUGAGUAAAGUCAUGGACAUCAGUCUGCCAGCUUUACCCUCUUGUUAGUGAAGGUAUUCUAACUCGAGGGCUGCUACAGUCUAUAGCUGCAGCAGUGUUGCACAGGGGGAGAGGCAGUCUCUCAAGUAGGCACAUCCAAGUAUCAUAUAGAAUUUAAUAGGUUAGAAUAAACACCAUCAGUUCUAUUUGGAAGCCAGUUGGUAACCAGUACAGAUCCCAAAGCACAGAUGCCAUGCUCUUGAUUAGAUGCUCUAUAUAUUAAGUAGGCCGGUAGUUGCAGCUGUUUCAACUUGAGUAUUUGUAACGCUUCGCUCCAAAUACUUCAUAUUACAAUAGUUGAAGUGUUAAAGGCAUGGAUUAUGGUAUCUACUCUGCUAAACAGAGUUGUUAGUCCAGCCAGACCUCCAAGUUAUAAAUGUAGGAAGGAAACAAAUGGUGAACCUAUAGGUGCAAGAAUCAAGUCUGAUAUAACCCCCAUGAGCAGAUGAGGUUUUCUCAGUAUAGAUGCUGGAUUGCAACGGGGAUUGGCCGUCGGUAACAGGCUUCUAGGGAGGAUAGCAGGAAAGUCAUGGGUUCUUAUGACUUUUGCUUCUGUCUGAACUGUAAUGCUAUGAACAAAUUUUUAGAAAAGGCAGCCCACUCUUGGAUGUGUAGUACUAUUCUGAUAGCUGGCUAUGGUGCUUCUCUCGCUUUCUGUAUAGAAGGAAAAUAUGCACACAAGUGAUUCUAAUAAUUUAUAUCUAUUUCUUCUGUGUAAUUGAUUUUUAAAAAUUGUUUUUAAUUGAUUGAGUGACGGUUAAUGUCUGUCUUCCUUAGGCAUUAGCAUCUGGGGUAUAAAAUGUCCUGAGACCUACUUUUAAUUGCUAACUCAAAUAUUGAAGGUUUAAAGCAAAUAUAUUCUGUGCAGUCAUUUUCUGUUCAGUGUUCUCUUGACAUUCAAAUGGUGCUUUUCAUCCCAAAGGAUCCCAAAGCACUUUAAUUCUUUUCCUUUUGUACACACUGUAGGGAACACAGCGUCAGCCCCUUUAAGGUCAAAACAUGGCAGAUGUUUAACAACGCAUAACAACACUACCCACAGUUUAGGGUAGAAAGUGAAAAGUAUAGUAUCUGACUGAAACUGUAGGGGGAAUUUAGGUAGCCAGAAUGGAAUGAUCUGUACUGGCACUGGGAGUAACACUCCUACUCUUGCAAAAAGUGGCUAAGUGGCUGAGGUUCCUAAAUCCCAUUUUCAAAAGCAGCUUGGAAAUUUGAGCCUAAAUUUCAUAUGAGUCAAAAGACGAGACUUCCAUCAGCACAAUGCCCCUAAAUAGCAGACUGGGGCCAUUGAUGCAAGGCAGAAUUCUACAUAUUGGGUCAACACCACCAUUUUCUGCAGUAUCUGGUUGGUUGCAGGAACUCUGCCAUCCAAGUUCUAACCUGUCCUGACCUUUGUUAGCUUUUUGAGGCUCACAGCAUAUGGUAAUAUUUGUUACUUUGAUUUAAUCCUGAAGAUAACGUAAAUCUAAGUAGAUAAUACUGUCAUAUACAGCCUUUAAAAAAAAAAAAAAGAAAACUCAUGAAUAUGUCUGAUGUAAAGAGGGGUGUGAGUGAGCACAUGUUAAGGACUCCAUUGAUUAAUCAGCCUGUGCUUUCACUGAACACUCUUUUUGUCUCCUCUGGUACUCAAAAAGUGUAUCUUGUGCACAGUUGUUGCUCAUAUACAGAUCCACUUUGGGAGAGCUAAUGCAGUGUUAUGGCAUUUCCGUCUAGUAAGAGAUCAGCUAUCUGCUGAAACCUUUUGGUUGGUAUGAUGUCAACAGAUUUUUCCAAGAGUUUCGUUUUUUC